This is a messenger RNA of Chilo suppressalis (striped riceborer), 2921 nucleotides long. The record is from the annotation of a GenBank genome assembly. NCBI's taxonomy places the organism in Eukaryota, Metazoa, Arthropoda, Insecta, Lepidoptera, Crambidae.
AUAACGUGUUGAUCGAGUCAAGUACUUGUGCUUAUUACUCUCCACUUUAUAUGCAAUUAGGCCUUCAUUGUUAUUCGUAUUUUACGUCUUUUACGAUGUACUACGAGUGCUGUGUGUGCAAAAGAUCGCGACAGGACGCUUUAUUAUAUCAUUUUCCUGACAACUGGAAAAGACUUACUAUGUGGUUGAAGUGUAUAAACCGUGAUGAUUUGAAGGCAUUACCUAAAGAUCAGCUUUCGAAUCUUUUCGUGUGUCAAAAGCACUUCGAGACUCAUUUUAUUACGUCGGAAUCACGGCUCAAAAAAAUUGCUUAUCCAUCAUUGUUCACUGAGGUCGAGAUAUUGAGUGGAGUACCAUCUCAAGAUAACAUAGAAAAUAUUAACCCUCAAUUGGAACAUAACUACGCACGGAAAAGACAUUUUGACCACACAUACAGCAGGGAACCUCUAAAAGGUACCACUGCUCCUGGUUCCAUUCUUCCACAACCAUCAACCAGUACCAGUUGCCAAAGUACAGCACUUAUUGAUAACUCGGUUAUUGAUGUGAAUAUGGCUUCAACCUCUGCACUAUUGAAGGAACCAUUAUUAUUGCCUGUUAGAGAUACUACUGAUUCUAGUACCAAUCUUCCAGGACCAUCAUCCAGGACCAGCUGCCAAAGUAAAGCACUUAUUAAGAACUCGGGUUUGAAGAAACGUUUUGUCAAAAAAGUUAAAGAUUUGACUCCUACUGCUCAAGCUAUUUAUAAGGAGUAUAGAAAGGCUAAACAACAAAAAGUGAUGUUGAAGAGAGCAAAUAGAGCAUUAAAAUUUAGUAAGGAGAAGGCUUUCCAAAAAUUAACUAAUAACAUGAAUCCAUAUGCUAAGCAGAUUUUAGAAAUGCAAAUCAACCUUUGCACCAAAAAGAAAAAAGGGUAUCGUUUUUCUUUGCAAGAAAAACUAAUAGCCUUGUCAGUGCUGAAACAAAGCCCUAAAGGCUAUAGAUUUCUGAGGAGAAUAUUUAUUCUGCCUUCAAAAUCAACAUUAAAUAAAAUGGUGAUGAAACUCAACAUCCAAACUGGAAUCUCUUCUCAAGUAUUUGAGUCAUUGAAUAGAGAGGUGACAGGCUGGAAUGAUAAAAAGAAAUGGUGCUCCCUGAUAUUUGAUGAAAUGUCCUUAGCACCUGCAUUAAAUUAUGACAAAAAGAGGGAUUUUAUUCUCGGUUAUGUUGACCUUAUUGAAAGGAAAAGGAAAUUUGCAGACCAUGCCUUGGUUUUCCUACUUAGAGGUGCUGUUUAUAAAUGGCAACAGCCAAUAUGUUAUUAUUUUUGUGAAGGCGCCACUUCAGGCAUAGAACUGAAAUAUAUUAUUAAAAAUAUAAUAACUGCGGUUGUGGAUUGUGGGCUAAAGCCAGUUUCUUUGAUUUGUGACCAAGGGUCGGCUUUCCAGUCGGCUUUAAAAAGUCUGACUGAGGAAACAAAACGAGACCAAAUCCAUGCUAAUCAAGAACCAGAUGGCACUGUGAAAAUCAGAGGGCUGAAUUUAAAUGUUAUUUAUGACCCCUGUCAUUUGAUUAAGGGGUUGCGGAAUAACUUUAUAACUAAAAAUAUAUCAAUGGAUGGGAGAACUUCCAAAUGGACUGAUAUUGUUGAUGUCUACAAAACAGACUGUAGUCAUGCUGAGGUCAGGCUACUGCAUAAAUUGAAUGACGAACAUGUUAUUCCAGAAAAGAUAAAGAAAAUGAAGGUAAAAAAUUGUGUAAAAGUAUUAAGCAGUACCAUGUCUGCUGCAUUAUCGUACACUGCAAAAUUUUCGCACUAUGCCGAUGGUAGACCCGUCAGUGAAACCCUGGACAACACCGCAAAGACUGUCUUAUUCUUAGACCAAUUAUUUGACAGCGUAAACGGAGCCUCCAUGUUAGGGAAAAAAUCUAAAGGGAAGUGUCUACGAACGGCGGUCACAAAUAAUUCACCGCAUCAUGUAUUUUGGAAUGAAUCUAUAAAAAAAUUACAAAAUAUGAAAUAUGUCGAUAGUACGGGAACAGAAAAGUCAGUGCCCUCAUUGGCAAAUUUUAUAACUACAUUAAAAAGUUACCAGAGGCUGUGGCAGCUUUUUAAAAAAGAAAAUAUGAGGAUAAUGCGUCCGAGAUAUUUUAAUUCUGACCCUAUUGAAAAUUUCUUUGGGCAAGUGCGAGCCUAUAAUUUUAGGAAUAAUGACCCAGACUGCCACAGCUUCAGCUGCACAUAUAAAUCCUUACUGAUAACUAGGAUACUAAAAUUUCAUAAUGAAACGUUUAAUUGUGAGGAUGACCCGGCUGAUCAAGUACUUAAUUUGCAAACACUGUUUGAUAACAGAGAUAUCAUGCCGGGUCAUCCCAGUAUUGAUAUGAUUUUAGAACAGGCACGAAGAGAAAAAAUAAAUGUACACUCACGGGCCUAUACUGCUGGAUGGGUAGUGCGAAAGGUAUUGCAAAAUUUAAAAAGUGGUUGCACAACAUGCAAAAAUUCCCUCACCACCAGGAACUUAACUAAUAUACAUGACUGGAUAAGUCACAGAGAAUAUACAAAAGCUAAAAACCGGUUGCACUACCCAUCAGAAGGUGCAGUAAGGUGCUUUGGUACAAUAAUUAACGAAUCAAAUGAAUACUUAGAAAUAAAAGGACAUGAAACAAAUAUAGCCAAGAAUAUAAAAGAAGUAGUUAUUUCUAAGUAUUCAUUUGAUUUUAUUGUAUGUACCGAGCACAAGUUAUUGGUAAUAGAUAAUUUUGUAAAUUUAGUUAUUAAAUUUGCCAUAAUCAAUUGGUGCAGAACAAUAAACAAAAUACUAAAGGGCACUGACAUUUUCCGAUUAAGUAAUCGUUCUUUGCCUAUGACGCAAAAAAUGGCGUUGGAAAAAUAUAAUAAAAAAUUAAAAAAUAAAUCUUUUAAUAAAUAAUUCAUGUGUUUU